UUUGGUAUGAUAUUAUUUGGUAUGGCCAACUUAAGAUUUGGUACAUGUUUAUGUUCAUUAUGUAUGUACCUUUUUACCAGAGGAUUGUCUUCCAAGAAACCAAGAUUAAGUAUAAAUCCUGCUCCAGCUAUUUACUUAACUGUACCUUUUCUUUGAGAACAGCUCACUUUGCUCUUGAACCGCAUGCAAUACACUUCUGGUUAGCUACGAAAUCACUAAUAAAAUUUUACUUGUGCUAACUUAUUUAUUUGAUAUCUUGCAAAAAUGGCCGACCAAAAUGGUCAACUCCACAUUUUCAAAUCAGAAAAGGGUAAAAAUAUGGUGUCAAAUAAUGGAUAUGUUUACCAAUUUCAUAUUGAUGGAUCUGAAAAAAAACUGUGGCGUUGUUGUCAAAGAGGUCAUGGAUGUAUUGGCAGAUUACACACCGAUGACGCUAUGCAAGAAGCAAAAGAAAUCGGAGCGCAUAACCAUGGACCCAAUCCAUCUUUUUGUGACGUGAAAGAAACGAUGUCCAACAUAAAAUUAGCAGCUAAAUCUACUCGUGACCCACCAGCUUUGGUUAUAUCAUCUAAUAUUGCUACACUCUGCCCUGCUAGCCUCGCCAAAUUCCCAAAUUCAGAUUUGAUGAAGAGAACGAUCAGGAGAACUAGAACCUGUUCACAUGCAUCAGUUCAAAAUUUUGACCACCGCAAAGAUAUUGAGAUCCCAAUUGAACUUGUAACAACGGAGAAAGGCGACAACUUCUUACAAUGCGAUGACGCCAGUGGUCUCGCUUCGAUUUUGAUGAAACUACGUAAUUAUGUGGAUUUGCAUUAAUAAUUAGACACAUGUUUCGGGUUUUUUCAUAAUGCUCAGUUCAAACAAAGUUAUAGUGGUAAAAGUGAGCGAGAAUAAACAUUUUCCCCUGGCAAAUGCGUUGACCUUUGUUUUCAUUUCUCCUCUUUUUUUACCCAAUUUCACUUCCCGCGACU
Folsomia candida is the source of this 971-nucleotide messenger RNA. RefSeq lists its product as uncharacterized. The transcript has 2 exons. NCBI's taxonomy places the organism in Eukaryota, Metazoa, Arthropoda, Collembola, Entomobryomorpha, Isotomidae. The record is from RefSeq and is a predicted model, not a curated record. The coding region runs from base 265 to 816 and encodes 183 amino acids.